Molecule: messenger RNA, 732 nt
Organism: Fusarium sp. VM40
Lineage: Eukaryota; Fungi; Ascomycota; Sordariomycetes; Hypocreales; Nectriaceae
Source: the annotation of a GenBank genome assembly
AUGGGCGAAUCGAGACAAGAGCUCGUUGCAUGGCUCAACAGCCUUCUACAACUUAACAUCACAAAGGUUGAGCAAUGCGGCACUGGAGCUGCGCUCUGCCAGGUUUUCGACAGUAUCUACAUGGACGUGCCCAUGGCCAAGGUCAAGUUCAACGUGAACUCCGAAUACCUUUACAUUCAAAAUUUUAAGGUCCUUCAGAACACUUUCACAAAGCACCAGAUCGACAAACCCAUUCCCGUGCCAGCACUCAUCAAGUGCAAGAUGCAGGACAACCUCGAGUUUUUGCAAUGGACUAAGCGCUUUUGGGAUCUCAACUUCCCUGACCACGAAUACGACGCCGUCGCCCGACGAAAAGGUGGAGCGAUGCCUCCCGCCGCCUCUGCUCCUCGUCCCGUUGCUGCUGCUGCCACUGGCGCCGCCCGUCGGGGAGGCAGCACCCCUAGUGGUGGACCCCGAGUAGCCAAGGCCGCUGGACCCGCUACCGCUGCUCUGCAGCAAGAGAAUGCCACUCUCAAGGAGACCGUCACCGGCUUGGAGAGGGAACGUGACUUUUAUUUCAGCAAGCUCCGAGAUAUUGAGCUCCUCGUUCAACAGGCUGUCGAUGAAGAUCCUGAGCUGGAGAAGCAAGAGGAUGGGCUGGUCAAGCACAUCCAGACUAUUCUCUACUCGACAGAGGAAGGCUUUGAGAUCCCUGCAGAGGGCGAGGCUGUCGACGACCAGGAGACCUUCUAA